AUGGUUUACAUGGCAACAUUAUGUAUGGCGACUAAUUAUGCAGAAACGGACUCCCUGAUAACCGAAACAACGACACCAGUUUCUGUAAACUCACGGUUUUUUCCAAAUAAACCGACGGAUCCACUAGGAGGCAUACAUGAAAAUGCCGCUGCUAGUACUAAGAAUAUCGUCAGCAAUCCGCCUAAGGAAAUCUCAGACGUGGACCUUCCUGGAAAAGUUGACUCCACUUAUUUACACGACUCUUUGAGUGAGAGACACACUGUUACAAGCGAACCAAUCCCGACCUGGCAGUCCUAUGGGAUAACUAAAUCUUCUGACACAACACUGCUUCCAGAAAUGGAUGAACGGAAAAGAAGUCCUUUAGUCCUUUCGACAGGGAGCGUCUUGUAUUCUGAACCAAAAGGAACGAACUCUGUAGACAUGGCGAAACAAAGGUCUAAUGAGUCCCAAGCGGCGGAAGCUUAUGCUUCCGUGGCCUUUGUGAAUAUAUCUGAUUACUCAACAUACCUUCAUGAAGUCGAUGACUCCUCAGAAGAAAACAGUAUGUCGUCCACCCUUCACAAGCAAGUGUCUGGCAUGUCAAGAGAAACGCAGGAAACGAACCUACCUCCAUCAAGCGAGGAACAGGAGUCAUUCCGGAUGAUAGCCUCAUCUUUGCUGGACGAAAAUGGAACAAAUGCUGAUGCAGCAGUUUCCUCUCGACAGCACGCAGUUGUCAACAGUAGCAGUUCAGGCGACGGUGUCUAUCAUGCUAGCCCCGGUAACAUCACAAAAAUUUUGCCAGCUUCAGAUAUACAAGCAGGAGCUGCCAGCCUGGCGGUCUCUUCUGACGCGGCACCUUGUAGUGUGUUAAGUGGAAAGGCGAAAUCAGAUGCCGAAAGGGAGUACACGAUCAAACAUACGGCCUCUAGCGAGCAGAUCACCGAAUAUGGGGCUAGCACCGAUGAUCUUGUUUCAGGCAAGCCGGCAGACACAUUUAGGGAUGCAUUAGUGCCUAUUGCAGGGAAUACUUUCAAAGUUAAUAGUCACAAAACGGAAGCAGUGAUCUCUGGGCAGGUUAGGGAGCCGGCUUAUAAUGCUAAUGGGACAAGCCGGCCGACAGCUUUGUACACAAAGACGCCAGUAGACUCUGCAGAAAGCUUUGAACAGCUGCGGCCAGAAGACAAGGGAGAUGUCACACUAAAUACGUCACACAAUACGGCUGUAGAGACAGCUACUCAGCCGUCCAAUGUUCUUGAAGAAAACGGGGGUCACAUCAAACCAGCUAGGUGGACGAACCCUUCAGAAAGCCCCUCCAGUACGGAUUUGGGCGAAACUGCAAGGUUGAACAGUUCAGAUGCAGCUCCUGAGGAAAGAGACAAUGUCCCCUCACCACCGGUCGCACUUCGUAUUUUUAGGAUAAAACUCUUCAAACGAUGCAAACGUGAGUUAAAUAGCUGCCUUAGUAAUGCGAUUAUUUAG
This is a messenger RNA of Dibothriocephalus latus, 1461 nucleotides long. The record is from the annotation of a GenBank genome assembly. Lineage: Eukaryota; Metazoa; Platyhelminthes; Cestoda; Diphyllobothriidea; Diphyllobothriidae.